This is a messenger RNA of Babesia bovis T2Bo, 582 nucleotides long. NCBI's taxonomy places the organism in Eukaryota, Apicomplexa, Aconoidasida, Piroplasmida, Babesiidae. The record is from the annotation of a RefSeq genome assembly.
AUGACAUUAGUCGGAAAGAUCAUAACAUUAACCAAACAAGAUAUAAAAAACUAUAGUAAUGAAAUAUAUUAUCGUUACUUUAACUAUACAUAUGCAUUAACUAGAUUAAAUUUUUACCCUCUAGGAUGUAAAAUGUUAAUAAAAGAUAUUAUAAAACUUUUUAGAAAAAUAAAAUUUAAAAGAAUUUUUACAUUAUUAAAUUUAUUAAAGUUUACAGAUUAUAUAUUAGGUAUAUGUAUAGACAAAUUAAAAGCGAUAAAAAAUUAUGAUGUAGUAGAUGGUGUUGAUGUACUUGUGUUCUUUUUUGAAUUUUUAAUAGAUAAAUAUAUUUACCGUCUUACAGACUUUCAAAUGAACCAAAAAUGUCAAUAUUCUCUAAGAUAUGCGGCUCUUUGGAUAAGAUGUUUUUCAACUAUAGAAAUUAAAAAAGAUGUACAUCCUUUCUUUUUAGGUACAUUGGCUAUAGCUACUCUAGCUAUAUUUUAUCCUUUUACAUUUUGGGCAGUUAUAUCCCAUAUAGAAAAAUUUAAUACUUUAGACAACAUAUACCACUAUUUUAUAUCAACAAUAGCGCCUUUAUAA